UUUUUACCAUUUCUAGAUUUUUUUUUCUAUAUACUUUCUUCUAUCAAAUGAUUAAAAAAUCAAUGUGAAAUUAUAUUUCAUGAAAAAUUUAUUCUUUUCAUUGUUGGUAAAUUCACAUUAUUGUUAAACGUUAAAGUUGUCUAAAAAGAGUUACACAUGAAUAUUGGAAACAAAUUAAAACUUGGAGUGAAUGUGGAAUAUCGAUGUUAUAGAGAUAUUGUUGUGAAGUGUGUACUAUCUUGAAAAAAGAAAAACAAUUACUAUCACAUUAAAUGGUAUGUAAUUCACCCGUAUGCAAACGAUUGCAUACGUUCCUGAAGGUAGUCGUCUGCUGUGACGCGGAACAAAAUGGCGGCAGCUAAUGAAGUGCCGGCAGAAAUCAACCAAGGUGGCAUGUGUACUACUGAAAACCAGACUUCAAAAAUGGAAUCAAUGGAUGUUGGAGAAUCAGCUCCUGUAGUAGCUACAAAUGCUAGUAGCAUGCCAUCAUGCAAAGAAUCUGUAUCUGUGGAAGAUAUGACAUCUAGAGAUUAUUACUUCGAUUCUUAUGCUCAUUAUGGAAUACACGAAGAAAUGUUAAAGGAUGAAGUACGAACUAUGACAUACCGUAAUUCCAUGUACCACAAUAAACAUCUUUUUAAAGGAAAAACGGUUUUGGAUAUAGGCUGUGGUACAGGUAUAUUAUCCAUGUUUGCAGCAAAAGCUGGAGCUGCCAGAGUUAUUGGAAUAGAAUGUUCCAAUAUUGUUGAGUAUGCAGAAAAAAUUGUGGAGGCCAAUCAACUUUCAAAUGUGGUAACAAUUUUGAAAGGCAAAGUUGAAGAAGUUACUUUACCAGAUAACAUAGAAAAAGUAGACAUAAUUAUAUCCGAGUGGAUGGGCUAUUGUUUAUUUUACGAAUCUAUGCUGGACACAGUGCUUUUUGCUAGAGAUAAGUGGCUACGCGAAGAUGGAAUGUUAUUUCCUGACAAAGCAACUCUAUUCAUAUGCGGCAUAGAGGAUAGACAAUAUAAGGACGAAAAAAUUAAUUGGUGGGAUGAUGUAUAUGGCUUUGAUAUGAGUAGCAUAAGGAAAGUAGCGAUAAGCGAACCAUUGGUGGAUAUCGUAGAUCCAAAACAAGUAGUAACAAAUGCAUGUCUAAUCAAAGAAGUUGAUCUAUAUACUGUAACAAAGGCCGAUUUAGAAUUCUCAUCACCAUUUACUCUUCAAGUUCGUAGAAAUGAUUAUGUUCAAGCGCUAGUUACAUUCUUCAAUAUCGAAUUCACUAAGUGCCACAAACGAAUUGGCUUUAGUACAGCGCCUGAAGUGCAAUAUACGCACUGGAAGCAAACAGUGUUUUAUUUUGAUGAAUACAUGACAGUAAAAAAAGGAGAAGAAAUAUAUGGUGUAUUUUCUAUGAAGCCCAAUGCAAGAAAUUAUAGAGAUCUGGAUUUCAGUAUCGAGUUAGACUUCAAGGGAGAUUUGUGCGAAAUUCAUGAAACAAAUACGUAUCGCAUGCGCUGAUACCACCUGUGAGCUUCUCUAUCUUCUUUUACUACAAUAGUUCUUCAGACUGUUUAGUGAAAUCUGAACUUAAAACCUUGUUAUUAUUAUUGAAUUGUGCUAAUCAUUUAACAUAAUUAUUAACAGUACAGUAAAAGUACGACAAAAUAUAUUUUAUUCCUUUUUUACAACUUCAAUAAAAUUUAAUAAAACAGUGUCAUCAUUUUUACACAUUUGUUGUAUGCUUUAUUUCUGUUAAAAGCAAAACGAUAUAUAGAUUUAUAUAUGUAGUAUUAUUGCUUACAUAAUAUAUAUUCUUGUACCAUAUUAUUGGAAACAUCUCUUUAAAAAUGAAUUCAAAGUUGUGUGCUCUUCCUGAAUGAAUAAUACAUAACGAAAUACUAUUGAUACAUAAGUGCUGUUUAUUUAGAAAAAUAUUUGAAAAUUGCAAUCAUUGAGUCAAUAUACAGUGUACAUAGAAUCAAUAUUCCACUAAAAUAUUAUUUUAUUUCUUUUUUUAUUUUUUAUUUUUUAUUUUUUUUUAACAUUAUCAUACAUAUGUAGGAAUUUCAUAUAAAUAGUAUUUAUGUUUAAAAAAUGACUUGUCAGAAUAAAAGCAUACAAACGUAAUAUACUCUGAUAGAAAAUGAAUUUUCAUGCAUAACGAAAAAUACAAAUUGACUGUAUUUAAUAUUUUAUAGUAAGCAAAAAACAAAUACAUAAAGACAAAGUGUAACUCGUCUUUGUGAUAUUCAAUAAAUUAUGAUUGUGCGUGAAAAUUCUAACGUUCUAGUAUUGCCUAUGAAUUAUGUACUAGUAACGAAAUUCCCUUAAUCAAUAUUUCUACUUUCUGUUUAUUUCAUUUAUACUAUCAUUGUUUGGAUGUUUCCAUUUAAGUAUAUAAUUUACUCGAAAUAUGGUUACAAAGAUAAUAAUAUAAAAUUAAGAUAUAUAUUUAGUA
This is a messenger RNA of Polistes dominula (European paper wasp), 2440 nucleotides long. RefSeq names its product arginine methyltransferase 1 (gene Art1). The record is from RefSeq and is a predicted model, not a curated record. Gene Ontology annotation, molecular function: histone methyltransferase activity; protein-arginine omega-N monomethyltransferase activity; protein-arginine omega-N asymmetric methyltransferase activity. Gene Ontology annotation, cellular component: nucleus. NCBI's taxonomy places the organism in Eukaryota, Metazoa, Arthropoda, Insecta, Hymenoptera, Vespidae. Gene Ontology annotation, biological process: peptidyl-arginine methylation, to asymmetrical-dimethyl arginine; chromatin remodeling.